GACGAGCCGAUCAUCCUGAGGGAACCAUCGCGCAACCCCGUGUUAGCUGUCUUAAAUCUCAAUUCAUCUAGUGCAUUAGAGUGUGAAAUUGAAUAAAAACUGUUGUUUUGUCAAGGUUUUGGAUUACGUGAGCCAACCUGAGCUUGGGAUCCCCCGCACAGAGGUGAAGAAAUCCGACUGUAAAGCAAAACGAUAAAUUUUGGAUUUAAACGGUGUGUGCUUGAUCAUACAAAAUGGCCGAAGAACAACAACAGGGUGAUGAAAGUAACCCUUACGAGCAAGGUGAUCAUGCUUUUGAGCUAGAUGAUCUUGAACGUGCUUUGGUAACAUGCGAACUUCGCAGUUACGUUGAUCAAGUAGUAGAAGACGCUGCAGAGAUGGCUAGUGUCUCUUACCAGAUUGCCAAUCUUCUUGAGAAGAUGCAAUCAUCUGACAAAGAUUUUCGAUUUAUGGCCACAAACGAUUUAAUGGCCGAACUGCAGAAAGAUAGUAUCAAAUUAGAUGAUGAUUCGGAACGAAAGGUUGUAAGAAUGUUGUUGAAACUACUUGAAGAUAAAAACGGUGAAGUACAAAACUUGGCUGUCAAAUGUCUGGGGCCUUUAGUUAACAAAGUUAAGGAAUUCCAAGUGGAGACCAUUGUUGAGGCCUUGUGCACCAACAUGGUCUCCGACAAGGAGCAACUGCGGGAUAUUUCCAGCAUUGGGCUCAAGACGGUUAUCGCUGAACUGCCACAGGCACCUGGGGGCCUCUCCGGAAACAUUUGCAAGCGGAUCACCGGUCGUUUGACGACUGCUAUCGAAAGGCAAGACGACGUGUCCGUGCAACUGGAAGCUCUCGACAUUGUCACGGAUUUGUUAUACCGCUUUGGCAACGUUUUGCAAUCCUACCAUGCCUCCAUAUUAAACGCCCUCUUACCUCAGUUAUGCUCACAACGGCAAGCAGUCCGCAAACGUACGAUUGCAGCUUGCAGUAACUUAGUUCUCUCGUGCAACAAUGCAUUGUACGAUAAACUAAUCGAGCAUCUGUACAACGGGAUGAGAACUGAUAACAAGAACUCCCAAAUUCGCACCUACGUGCAGUGCAUUGCAGCCGUGUGCCGACAGUCGGGCCACAAGUUCGGCGAACAUAUUGAAAAGUUCGUACCUUUGAUCCAAAUGUGGAGCGCUGUGGAAGACGACGAGACCAGAGAGUUUUGUUUACAAGCUUUUGAGAGUUUUAUCAAUCGUUGUCCCAAAGAAAUCACCCCGAAAAUCAGCGCCAUCACAGACUUGUGCCUAAAUUACAUGACUCAUGACCCGAAUUACAACUACGACGAAGAUGGGGAUGAUCGAGCCAUGGGGGCUUACGAUGACGAGGAAGAAGAGGAGAAUGACGAGUACAGCGAUGACGAUGACAUGAGCUGGAAAGUGAGACGUGCAGCUGCCAAGUGCUUGGAAUCCAUCAUCUGCACUCGCCAUGAGUUAUUGUCUGAGUUUUACAAGGUUUUGUCGCCUGUGUUAAUCUCCCGGUUUAAAGAGCGGGAAGAGAACGUGAAAUCAGAUAUUUUCCGUGCUUACAUCGCGCUUUUGAGACAAACAAAAUCGACUGUUAACGUGAAUAUCGAUCCGAACUCCAUGGAGCAGGAGGAGAUGCCCAUUUACUUGCUCCAGCAGCAAGUUCCAAUGAUUGUGAAAGGCGUGCAGUCGCAAAUGAAGGAAAAGAGCACGAAGACGCGCCAAGACUGCUUCCAGCUCCUAAAAGAAUUAUGCAAUGUCCUACCGGGCGCUUUAACGCACCACAUUGGUGAUCUGAUUCCCGGUAUUCUAUUUUCACUGAGUGAAAAAAAUGGGAGCAGUAACAUGAAAAUUGACGGCUUGUCGUUUCUCCUGUGUCUUUUGGCAUCGCACCCUCCUGAAGUUUUUCAUCCCCAUAUCAAUAUCCUCCUACCGCACAUCAUAGCUAACGUGGGUGAUAACUUUUAUAAAAUCACAGCUGAAGCUUUGAACGUUCUGAAAGAGCUGGUCAAGGUCAUUCGUCCUCUGGACCGCGACUCGAACUUCGAUUUCACGCCCUUUGUGAAGGAAAUCUACCUCUGCACUUUAUCGCGUUUAAAGACGUCCGAUUUAGACCAAGAGGUCAAGGAAAAAGCUAUCUCGACCAUGGGGCAAAUUAUUUGCAACCUGGGUGAUCACCUAGGGAGUGAAUUGUCUUGCUGUCUUCCUUUGUUCCUCGAUAGAUUACGUAACGAAAUCACGAGGUUGACUACAGUUAAAGCGUUGACCAAAAUUGCGGGCUCUCCAUUGGGCAUCGAACUACCGAUUUUGGACGAAGCAGUGCCGGUUUUGGGGCUCUUCCUGCGUAAAAACCAGCGUGCUUUAAAACUAAGUACUUUGCAACUCAUUGAUUGUUUAAUAAAGAAUUACCACGUCUACAUGUACGUGGAAUUACUCCAACACGUAAUAGUGGAAGUGCCACCACUCCUUGACGAGUCCGACCUGCACAUAGCCCAGUACACUUUGGUGAUCUUGAAGUCGAUUGCGGAAUACCACCCCCUGGCUUUGCAAGACCUGCCAACAAACAUCUUCCCGCAAAUCUUGGUCUUGGUGAAGUCGCCUCUUCUGCAAGGUUCCGCCCUGAAUUCCAUGCUGGAAUUCUUCAAAACUCUAGUCCAAUGCAACCUUCCGGGAUUGUCCUACAACGACUUGCUGCAAUUUCUCGUUCACCCGAUCAGCAUUAGCCAGGGUUCUGGGGCCGGUGACGCCGUCAUCCACAAGCAAGCCUAUUACUCGUUGGCCAAAUGCGUGGCUGCUAUAACAGUGACGAUGCAACACCAAGCGUUGCAAAUCGUCCCCCAAUUCAUCAACGAAAUUCGCUCUUCGCGCCACGACGCCCAGAAGAUCUUCACUUUGCUCGUGGUCGGCGAAAUCGGGCGCGAAAUCGAUUUGACCGGAUUUGCCAACUUGGAGCAAAUCAUCUCCGAGGCGUUUUUCGCCGUGUCUGAAGAAGUCAAGUCCGCUGCGAGCUACGCUUUGGGCAGCAUUGCCAUCGGGAACUUGCAGCAAUAUCUUCCGUUUAUCCUGACCGAGGAUGAGAACGAGCCCCGAAGACAGUACUUGUUGCUUCACUCUUUGAAGGAAGUCAUCGCGUGUCUGUCUUCAACACCGGAGGGCAUCCAACAAUUACUGCCUUUCGUGCCCGCGAUUUGGGACACUUUGUACCGCCACUGCGAGAGUGAGGAGGAAGGGACAAGGAACGUGGUUUCGGAAUGUUUGGGCAAAUUGACUCUGAUUGACCCGAACCAUUUGCUGCCGAAGCUGAAGGAAUCGCUGGGCUCCGAGUCCUCGCUCAUGCGCACGACGAUAGUGACGGCGAUCAAGUUUACGAUUUCUGACCAGCCUGCUUCAAUUGACGCAUUGUUGCGGCAAUGCAUUGGCGAAUUUUUGAAUACUUUGGAGGAUCCCGACUUGAAUGUGAGACGAGUGGCGCUUGUGGCUUUCAACUCGGCUGCUCACAACAAGCCCUCGCUGAUCCGUGAUUUGCUUGACACGAUUUUGCCCCGUCUGUACCACGAGACUAACAUUAAGCGAGAGCUAAUCCGUGAAGUUGAGAUGGGCCCAUUCAAGCAUACCGUUGAUGACGGCUUGGACCUGCGCAAGGCAGCGUUCGAGUGCAUGUACACCUUGCUUGAUUCUUGUUUGGACAGAAUCGAUAUUUUCGAAUUUAUCAAUCACGUUGAACUUGGCCUUAAGGACCAUUACGAUAUUAAAAUGUUAACUUAUUUAAUGGUGUCGCGACUAGCUCAAAUAUGCCCCGGCGCCGUAUUGCAAAGCUUAGAUAGACUGGUCGAGCCCUUGAAGGCAACUUGUACCAUGAAAGUUAAAGCAAAUUCGGUUAAGCAGGAAUACGAGAAACAGGAUGAACUUAAGAGAAGUGCCCUGCGGGCUGUUGUUUCUCUUUUAAGCAUUCCUGAUGCCGAUAAAAACCAACACUUGAACGAAUUUGUCACCCAAAUCAAGACUUCUCCCGACCUAGCCCAGAUUUUCGACUCGAUCCAGAAAGAUUCCGCUAAUAAUAUUAACGAUUUCUUUUUGAUGGAUCAGAGUUAGACAUUUUCAAAGUUACUAUUUUUUCGACGUUUGUUCAAUUUUUUGUUCUAGUUCAUUUUCGUUGUGUUUCAUUUGUUCAUUCAUAUUUUUCAUAUUUUUUCAAAUCUAUGUAAUUGAUCUGAAUUAAUAAAGCUGUGUUUCAACA
Messenger RNA from Tribolium castaneum (red flour beetle), 4230 nucleotides. It is a transcript of the gene Cand1, whose product is annotated as Cullin-associated and neddylation-dissociated 1. NCBI's taxonomy places the organism in Eukaryota, Metazoa, Arthropoda, Insecta, Coleoptera, Tenebrionidae. Gene Ontology annotation, cellular component: nucleus. Bases 234 to 4085 code for a protein of 1283 amino acids. The transcript is spliced from 17 exons. The record is from RefSeq and is a predicted model, not a curated record. Gene Ontology annotation, biological process: SCF complex assembly; protein ubiquitination.